AGAAAGCGUCCUGGAAAGCGUCACUAAUCAAUUUGCGAACUCCGUCAAAGAGGGAAGAGUGAGCAUCAGAGUGAGCAUUUGACAUCGGCAUUGCACGCAGACUCACGCCGAAGACAGCGUUGUGCGGAACACACUCCCCGUAGUACGCAACUACGCAGAGAACAUAGCGAACUAGGGAAUAUGUCCACCUCCUCGCACCCAUCCACCCCUCAACAGUGGUGCGCCAGCAAAUACCUCAUCGCCCAAGAUGCCCCCUUCGACGCGGUGCUCAUCGUUCUAAACCAGCCCAUUGGCGCAAAGGAAGCGUUCUGGAGGAUAUGGAAGAACACUGCAGCCCAUGUUUGUGCGGAUGGAGGGGCGAACCGGUUGUAUGACGCUUUUGUCGACGAGGGGGAACGGUCAAAAUACAUUCCUGAUUUUAUAUGCGGGGAUUUCGAUUCCCUCCGGUCGGAAGUGAAACAAUGGUAUGAGCGGAAGGGAACCCAAACCCUCCACAUCACCGACCAAGAAACUACCGACCUCCAAAAAUGCUUCGAGCUCAUCCGCCGACAAGUGGAAGGAGGCCAACAACGCGAUCCCUCCCCCCCUGCCUCCCCAACAGCCACCUCAUCAACCGGCCAGAAACUCUCCCGCCUGUUCUUCCCGCACUGUCUCGGGCCGACAAUGGUAUCUGCGGCAUCGCAGCCAUCGCAGCCAUCGCAGCAGCGGCCGUUACUGGAUGUGAUUGUGUGGGGAGCGCUUAGUGGACGCUUUGACCAUGUCAUGUCGGGGGUGCAUACGUUAUUUAUGGUGGAACCGCAGAGGAGGGUGUAUUUGAUGUCGCCGGAGAGUUUUGCGGUUUUGUUGAAGGCGGGCACGCAUGAGAUACCCUGCAGUCGCGCCCUUGAAGGCCCGACCUGCGGGCUCAUUCCCAUCGGCGUCUCGUCGGUGCGAACGAUCACAUCUGGGCUGAAAUGGAAUCUUGACCGCACAAAACCUCUUGCAUUUGGAACUCUGGUCAGCACCUCCAACGCUUUUGAGGAGUCUGAUGAGCCGGUUGUUAUUGUGAACAUCGAGACCGAUGGGCCGGUACUUUGGACUACUGAGGUGGCGCUGCAUUGAUUACGGAGGCUUUGGCUUCCUACCGUAUGUGGGAGAUUAGGCGUAGCAGGUGCCGGGAAUGGGGUUCUAGUGCACCACGGGAUGGCUGCAUGCAGGGUGAGCUUGUUCAAGUUUUAGAAAGUUACUCCUGACUUUACGGGAUAACCAACCCCGCAACCUGGAGCGAGAGCAGUCGAGCGUAUUCAAAAAUUGUGCAUAACCGUUUCGUACGAGGAAUCUAUAAUUUACAAUAUACAAACGAAAAAGAAACAAAAAAUCAAAGA
Molecule: messenger RNA, 1364 nt
Organism: Fimicolochytrium jonesii
Lineage: Eukaryota; Fungi; Chytridiomycota; Chytridiomycetes; Spizellomycetales; Powellomycetaceae
Product: thiamine pyrophosphokinase
Exons: 6
Coding region: 181-1101 (306 amino acids)
Biological process (GO): thiamine diphosphate biosynthetic process; thiamine metabolic process
Molecular function (GO): thiamine diphosphokinase activity; ATP binding; thiamine binding
Source: RefSeq, a predicted model, not a curated record